This is a messenger RNA of Filobasidium floriforme, 396 nucleotides long. RefSeq names its product vacuolar protein sorting 55. The transcript has 4 exons. The record is from RefSeq and is a predicted model, not a curated record. NCBI's taxonomy places the organism in Eukaryota, Fungi, Basidiomycota, Tremellomycetes, Filobasidiales, Filobasidiaceae. Gene Ontology annotation, biological process: late endosome to vacuole transport via multivesicular body sorting pathway. The coding region runs from base 1 to 396 and encodes 131 amino acids. Gene Ontology annotation, cellular component: Vps55/Vps68 complex; endosome.
AUGUUCUCCGCCGGACUCAAGACCGUCGUCGGUCUAGCCUUUGUCCUCGCGAUGGGUUUCCUGCUCGUCAUCCUCUCGUGUGCGCUCUGGGCGAACUGGUUGCCGCUAUUAGUCGCGGCGACAUUCGUCAUUGCGCCGAUACCCAACUCGUUGUGUUCGAGGUUCGCAGGAGCAGACGACAUCUCCCCGGAAUACAACAGCUCUUAUACCGACUUUGGCCACUUCCUAACGGGCAUGCUAGUCGUAGCAGGGUUUGCCGAACCCCUCUUGUUCUCGCAUGCCAACUUGGUCGAACCAGCUGCAUGCUGGAUGAGCAUGAUCGGUGGCGGCCUGAUUUACGGGACGAUCUUGACGUAUUCGGGGUUGUUCGAUGAGGGCAAGGGGUAUGAUUUCUAG